Molecule: messenger RNA, 744 nt
Organism: Octodon degus (degu)
Lineage: Eukaryota; Metazoa; Chordata; Mammalia; Rodentia; Octodontidae
Product: cationic trypsin-3-like
Exons: 5
Coding region: 1-744 (247 amino acids)
Biological process (GO): proteolysis
Molecular function (GO): serine-type endopeptidase activity
Source: RefSeq, a predicted model, not a curated record
AUGAGGGCCUGCGUCUUUCUUGCCUUCCUGGGAGCAGCUGUCGCUUUCCCCCCUGAUGGUGACGAUGACAAGAUCGUUGGAGGCUAUGAAUGUAAGAAGAACUCCCUCCCCUACCAGGUGUCCCUGAACGAUGGCUUGCACUUCUGUGGCGGCUCCCUCAUCACUGAGCAGUGGGUGCUGUCCGCAGCUCACUGCUCUGAGCCGCGAAUCCAAGUUCGUCUGGGAGAACACAACAUCCAUGUCAUUGAGGGUGGUGAGCAAUUCAUUGAUGCAGCCAAGAUUAUCCCUCAUCCUGAUUAUGAUAAAAACAACUUUGAUAAUGACAUCAUGCUGAUUAAACUGAAGACACCAGCCACCAUCAAUGCACGAGUGGGCAUCAUCACUCUGCCGAGAGCCUGCCCUUCAGCUGGUGCUCAAUGCCUCGUGUCUGGCUGGGGCAACACUCUGAGCAUUGGUGUCAAGUACCCUUCCCUCCUGCAGUGUCUGGAUGUCCCUGUCCUCUCUGACACCGUUUGCCACAAAGCAUACCCGGGUCAGAUCACUAGCAACAUGUUCUGCGCGGGCUUUGUGGAAGGUGGAAAAGACUCUUGCCAGUGUGAUUCUGGUGGCCCUGUGGUUUGCAAUGGGCAGCUCCAAGGAAUCGUCUCUUGGGGUUCUGGCUGUGCUCUCAAAGGCAAGCCUGGGGUCUACGCCAAGGUGUGCAACUACCUGGACUGGAUUCAUGAGACCAUCACAGCCAACUGA